Amphibalanus amphitrite is the source of this 1768-nucleotide messenger RNA. Its product is annotated as procathepsin L-like. The coding region runs from base 635 to 1606 and encodes 323 amino acids. NCBI's taxonomy places the organism in Eukaryota, Metazoa, Arthropoda, Thecostraca, Balanomorpha, Balanidae. The transcript is spliced from 5 exons. The record is from RefSeq and is a predicted model, not a curated record. Gene Ontology annotation, biological process: immune response. Gene Ontology annotation, cellular component: lysosome. Gene Ontology annotation, molecular function: cysteine-type endopeptidase activity.
CAAAAACGAAUCGAGCAUAUAGAAACGGCGAAAAGUCAAUCUAGAAAUUACAACAAAUUAAAGCAAGGACAAAUAUUAAAUACGGUUGAAAACUAUAAAACAGAAGUGACGAUAAUAACGAAUUUACAAUAAUAUAAAGCAGGAAAACAAACGUUCAUGAUAAAAUAGUAAACACUGCGCGAGGCGGCGAUUGGCGGCGCAAAGGGCGGCCGGGCUGGGCGGACACGCCGCAGCUAAAUUACCGGCGCUAGCGCGCCACAAUGCCAAUGUCGUCGAGAGCUUGUCUACUUUAUGUCUAUUUGGUAAACUAAAAGAACCAAUACAAUUUUGGCAUGUUAUCAUUUUCACAUCAAAAGCUACUGAUUUUGGAACGGAACACUCACGUAUUGAAAGUGCAAAAUAUCAGACCAAGGCCAAAAUCAGAGUGAAAUUAUUCUGACAAAAAUUGUCAUCGUGUCGUGCACAUUUGCACACAGCUGUCACGUUCCGCAGCUCCUAAGUCACUGUUUGAGUGCCGCCCAUGGGAGUGGAACAUAUUUUUAUCAGGGCGAGCGGUGGUCAUAUCUCAGACAGCACGGCCACUGGCACAGCUAAAGUUUAGCCACAUAGCCAGCCGAGGGAUCGCUCCGACACCAUGAAGUUCCUACUGGUCGCACUACUGGUGGGCGCCGCCUCGGCGUUCGUGGACAGGGCAGAGUGGGAGGCCUUCAAGCAGAAACAUGCCAAGUCCUACGCCAACCCCAUAGAGGAGUUUUACAGGAUGAAGGUGUACGCGGACAACAAGGUUCUGGUCGACAAGCACAUGAAGGAGUACGCCGAGGGAAAGCACACCUACACCGUGGCCCUCAACAAGUUUGCAGAUUUCACCACGGAAGAGUUUUCUCGCAUCUUCAAGGGAGUGAAAAUAGGAGGAGCUAGGCCUCAAGCCAUCCACAAGCGGUCUGCCAAGAGCCUGCCCUCGUCGCUGGACUGGCGCGAUCACGGCGUGGUGACGCCCGUCAAGAACCAGGGCCAGUGCGGCUCGUGCUGGGCCAUGUCGGUGACGGGCGCGCUGGAGGGCGCCUGGGCGCUGGCCGGCCACCCGCUGGUCUCCCUGAGCGACCAGCAGCUGAUGGACUGCUCCGGCGACUACGGCAACUACGGCUGCAACGGCGGCUGGAUCGACGCCUCGUUCAGCUACAUCAAGGACAACGGUGGCAUCGAGUCGGACGCCUCCUACCCGUACACGGCCAGCGAUGGCGGCAGGUGCAAGGCGACCGGGCACUCGGUGGCCACACUCUCCAGCUACGUGGACAUUCCCGCGGGCAGCGAGACCGACCUGCUGGACGCCGUCGCCACCGCCGGACCCGUGGUGGUCGUGGUCGACGCGACUCGGUACGGUUUCCAGAUGUACUCGGGCGGCGUAUACGACGACCCGGGGUGCUCCGCCACCUACGAGAACCACUCGGCCCUGGCCGUCGGCUACGGCACCGAGGACGGGAAGGACUACUGGCUCGUCAAGAACUCGUGGGGCACGGACUGGGGAGCGGACGGCUACAUUAAGAUGAGAAGGAACGCCAACAGCCAGUGCGGUAUCGCUGACAUGGCCUCCUAUCCUGUUGUGUAGAAAAUCUACGGUUGUUCUCACAACGUCAUGUGCCCUGUAUAGAUUCUAGCCCAUCUAACCUAAAAUGUCUAUGUUCCUUAUAAGAAUAUUGGUCAGAUCAGCCUUUUUGUUCCUAUGUUGUUUUUAAUUGCUGUCACAUCUAAUAAACGUCACGUGCCGUUA